Oppiella nova is the source of this 318-nucleotide messenger RNA. The record is from the annotation of a GenBank genome assembly. NCBI's taxonomy places the organism in Eukaryota, Metazoa, Arthropoda, Arachnida, Sarcoptiformes, Oppiidae.
AUGCAUAAAACAACACUUGAAUUGAUAAAUGACUAUAAAAUUGAGAGAUUUCUUGUGUAUAACGGAGACUUCGAUACGGUUUGCAAUUUUAUUGGUGACCAACGAUUUGUCGAUGGACUGGGAUUCAAAAAAAUUGGACGUUAUAGUCCGUGGACUGUAGACGGAAAGCCUGAUGGAGUGAUCGGUGGUUUCGUAGAGAAGUACGAGAAAGGCUUGAGUUUUGUGCUGAUUCGUGGGGCCGGACAUAUGGUCCCUCACGAUAAACCAGAGGCUGCCCUUCAAAUGUUUAAAGACUUGAUUGGUGUCUCGAAAUUAUAA